CUUCCAUCUUCCCUUCGUUUGCCAUCUAAUAUCCUCGAUAAACCUCGAUAAAGCUCUGGCAAUUUCAAAGGCCGUCAUGUUUCCGCCUUUCUCUGGAAGAGUACUUGAACUAAACGGCUUUCACGAACGAUCACCGUUUAAUUAGUCCCAUAGUGGAGAUGGCCAGCAGCAGCUUGCCUGAUUACAAGGCACUCUUCCUGAGGGAAGUAGAGCUGAGGAAACAAGCAGAAGAAGGACAGAGGCAGGCAGAAGAAGGACAGAGGCAGGCAGAAGAAGGACGGAGGCAGGCAGAAGCGCGUCUAAAACCAACAAAUUUUAGGGAGUUGAUCGAAGCCUGUCACGAUUUACUCUCUCGGCCAUUAAAAGUCGGCACGCCACGUAAGUCCACGAAGGGAAGCAUCCCGACGCCCACUGGAAAAUACUGCCCAGCACGACUUCGCCCAUGGUUAGACUGUUCAGUACAGCAGCAGGAAAUCUACAAUGUUGUCUAUACUUAUCUGCAGCCGACAACUGGUGCACCGCGGCUAUUUGCGUCCCUUGCCGAGCUGCAAGGUCUUGGUCGGCGGUUGUCUCGUCGUGUGCUGCGAAGUGAAAAGGGUCUUGAGAGCUAUGAGCGAUUUGCGGUUGAAGACCAUGUCCAUGAUAUUAUAGCUGAACUAUGCAAGAUCCCUGACGCGCAAGAGAGAUUCCGGCUGGGCGAUGGGAUCAUGUUUGAUGACCAUGCGAAUACCCUAGAGGAGCGAAAUGAGUUCGAAGACGACGACGCAGAAGCCAUCGAUACAUCAAGCACACGACGUCCGCGACCAGAUCAAUUUUGUAUCCAUCAAGUCGACGGCACUACUAAUACCUUGCUGACCACAGUUGAGUACAAGCCACCGCACAAGCUCUCCAUCGAGAACCUCCGAGUGGGUCUCCGACCGAUGGAGUUCUGGGAAGAAGUCGUCCACCGGAAUACGAUACCUACGGACAGGGAUGAAAAGCUGAGGUACAACGCGGAACGGCUGACUGGCUCGGUGUUGGUUCAGGAAUAUCACGUUAUGAUCCAGGAAGGAUUGGAAUACUCCUACAUAACAAAUGGAGUUGGCUUGGUUCUUCUACAUGUUCCAUACGACGAUCCCAGCACGCUUUAUUACUACCUCUGUGAGCCAAACAUGGACGUGAAUAUGGAGGACCCUGACGUCUUCCAGCAACCGAAAACAGCUGUCGCCAGGAUGUUAUGCCUCUGCCUAAUGAGUUUCCAUUCCAGUAUCCGCAGUCUGGCCUGGCGGAACGCUGCCAGAUCCGACCUGGACAUGUGGGAGACGAGUCUUGACUAUGAACGGUCGCGGAUUCCCGAAGAGGAGCUGCAACAAACCCCUCCAAACUCUGAUUAUCCAAGUUCGGAAUGUACGGACUCGGACUACCUGCCGUCAUCCCCAUCACAGGGUACCGGGCAGGGCCGUCGAAUGCCCACUCGGUCUCAAGCCAAUUGCUCAUGUAUGGAUCAGCGCGAACACAUGGAUUCGUCGGACUCUGACUCCGGCCCAGCAGCAACACAAGGUCAGAAGCGACGCUUCAGCCAAGUGAUGUCUUCUUCACUUAGUCAGCAUUCAUCAGUGCAUCCAGCAGACUCUCCUAGUCCAUCCAAUGGCCAAUACCAACACACAGCACGUUUCUGUACGCAACGGUGUCUACUAGGUCUGCAACAUGGGGAUCUAUUUGAUGAACGUUGCCCUAACGUAAAUCACCAUCGGCUCGGCCAGAACGGUGAUCGACACUGUAUUGACACAAAGAAGCUGGUACGGCUGCUCAAGAAGCAGCUUGACCAAGACCUUGAUCAUAACUGUACCCCAUUCGGGACCUGUGGAUCCUACGGUGCACCGUUCAAGAUCACGUGUGCUGAGUAUGGCUAUACCGUGGUUGGAAAGGGGACAACAUCACGACUCUGGAAGACGGUUUCACGUGAAGCGGAGAUAUACCAGGUUCUCCGGAAGGUGCAGGGUUCUGCGGUGCCUGUGUUUCUAGGAAUGAUUGACCUAGAACUGGUAUAUUUUCUCCACGGAGCUGGUGAGAUUCGACAUAUGUUGCUGAUGGCCUGGGGUGGUGAGAGUAUAGGGACAAUGGAGGAGACGCUGAGUCAUGAGAUUAGGCGGUCGAGACGGGAAAUCCGUAAGUCAGGAGUUGUGCAUCAGGACCUGCGGCUAGAGAACAUGUUAUGGAAUGGUGAACUUGGCCGGGUUCUGAUCAUAGACUUUCACCGGUCUCGAUUAGACCACCGACCCGCAGCAGAACGGGUUCGGUCUUCAAAGAGGUCACUCAAUAUACGGGAGGGCUGGUCAAAACGAUCUCGCCUGCUUUCCACAUAAGCGUACCUAUUAAGAUGGAUCAAUUAUUACUGGGUUGGGGAUGGUUUGCCCCUAUAGACGGUGGUAUCCCAUUGCUCACAAUUUUUACGUGCUAGCAUUUCAAACUAUCCAUUGCUAAUUAAUGAGGUUUGGUUGUGAUUCUGAUUGCAUUGUCUUUGCUUCACUUGUUGAUGUCGGGGAAGUCGCCGAUUGCUGGGCUCGACAGAUGCUUCGGGUUGAGCUGCAGGAGUGGCAGGCAAUGUAUGUAUGCAGUAUCAGCGUCAUAUAGCUGAAAAAUAUAAGCAGGCUAUAUUUCCUACUGCAGGUUGAAACCAGGCAGACUUCUCCAGAACACAGAGCUUCCAGACAUCCUUUCACUGCAUUGAACGUCUAUGGAACCACGUCAGCGGCUUCUACGGGCCCUGCCAUUCACUGGUAGGCACAGUCAACCCAUCUAUGUCUAACUCCAAGCUAGUGUCGUGCUGACGGCUCCUGGAGUUCCUGUAUAAUUUCGUUUUCUAUAGUCUUAUCAGUUCUAUGAUCGGUAGAAUAGUAGCGAGAAUAGUCUUCGGCCAAAUACUAUAAGGUGCAAAAGAGA
Monascus purpureus is the source of this 2922-nucleotide messenger RNA. NCBI's taxonomy places the organism in Eukaryota, Fungi, Ascomycota, Eurotiomycetes, Eurotiales, Aspergillaceae. The record is from the annotation of a GenBank genome assembly.